Teleopsis dalmanni is the source of this 1575-nucleotide messenger RNA. Its product is annotated as putative fatty acyl-CoA reductase CG5065. NCBI's taxonomy places the organism in Eukaryota, Metazoa, Arthropoda, Insecta, Diptera, Diopsidae. Gene Ontology annotation, biological process: long-chain fatty-acyl-CoA metabolic process. The record is from RefSeq and is a predicted model, not a curated record. Gene Ontology annotation, cellular component: peroxisome. Gene Ontology annotation, molecular function: alcohol-forming very long-chain fatty acyl-CoA reductase (NADP+) activity. The transcript is spliced from 11 exons. Bases 69 to 1565 code for a protein of 498 amino acids.
AGUGUUGCACAGUGAACGUACGGUUUAGAUUUCAUAAACUCCGAAAGAAUAAUAGAAAUACUGGAAUUAUGUCGAUUAGAAAAUUUUAUAAAAAUCAAGAAGUAUUUAUAACCGGUGGUUCAGGUUUCAUUGGAAAAGCAACGAUCGAGAAACUAUUGCGUUCCUGUCCCAAUGUUGGUAAUAUAUAUGUCUUAAUGCGUAGUAAAAAGAAUCGGAAUCCUGAAGAGCGUUUACGUGAUAUUUUAAAAUCUGCACUUUAUAAUCGUAUAAGACAAGAAAAUCCACAAGUUUUAAAAAAAGUAAUUGCAAUCGAGGGAAAUUGUGCUGAAUUGGGUUUGGGUAUAAAACCAGAAAAUUUGGAGAAAUUAAGGAAUGUCUCCAUAGUAAUUCAUUCAGCAGCAAGUGUUAGAUUUGAUGAUGCUUUACGCGAUGCUAUAAUUUUAAACACACGCGGAACUCACGAAUUAAUUAAGAUCGCAGAGACAUUGAAGAAUCUGAAGGUGUUUGUGCAUAUUUCUACAACUUAUUGUAAUCCGGACAAGCAAGUAGUAGAAGAGGAAGUUUAUCCAGCUUUCGCAGAUUGGCGCACUACUAUAAAACUAGCAGAAACAUAUAAUACUGAAACGUUGAAUAUUUUAAAUUUGAAAUAUAGUAAUAAUCAACCAAAUACAUACACAUUCACAAAAGGAUUGUCUGAACAAAUAAUUAAUGAUUAUAAAAAUAAAUUACCCUUAGUAAUAUUUAGACCUUCAAUUGUUAUAUCAUCGCUAAUUGAACCUUUUCCUGGUUGGGUGGAUAAUUUUAAUGGACCUAUUGGACUGCUAGUCGCCUGUGGUACCGGCAUAAUGCGUACAAUGUAUGGUGAUCCAGAUAUUGUUUCUGAUUUUGUACCUGUAGAUAUUGCAGUACGUGCACUUUUGAUGGCUGCGUAUGAUAGGGCCAUGGAACCGCAUGAUAUAAAUAGAGAAGAUAAUGAUUUGAAAGUGAUUAAUUGUGCCACGGCUUCAGUUUGUCCCAUAACUACUGGUCAAAUUAUUGAAUAUGGCAAAGAGAUUGUGAAAAAAAAUCCAUUUGAUAAAACAUUGUGGGUACCAGGUGGUAGCAUAACACGUUGUCCUGCUUGGAAUUUUAUACGGUUCAUAACAAUGCAUGUAUUUAUGGCAGUAUUGGUGGACUCAGCUUUACGUUUCUUAAACCAAAAGCCCUUCCUUCUUAAAGUACAACGUCGUAUUUAUAUGGCGAAUUUGGCUUUACAUUAUUUUGCCACUACCUCAUGGGUGUUUAAAAAUAAAAACUUAAUUGAAUUAGAUGCAAAUGUCUCGGAUGCUGAAAGAGAUAUAUUUGGAUUUAUGCAGUAUGCCGAUACUGAUCAGAAAGAAUUUCUAUCUAGUGGUCUUCGUGGUGCAAAGGAGUUUUUACUUCUGGAGAAACCUAUAAGUUCCAAAAGAGCUAUUCGACGUUUUAAAUUUUUGGAAGGUCUUCAAUACUUUGUUAAGUUUAUAUCCAUACUAUUAAUAGCACGUUUUAUUAUUCGUUUUAUAUAUACUAGAUACUACAUGAAGUAAAUAUGUAUAA